AUGGUCUCCAUUCAGCCGGGGUCACAGCAAGACCUUCAAAUUGGAAGCUAUGUAACAUUUGGAGUUGCCAUGAUUAUGAUUGGCAUGAGGUUAUAUGCGAGGCAGUUCUUGCUGGGCAAGCUUGGGCCUGAUGACAUCUUGAUUAUUUUAGCUUCGCUUGUGUCUAUCGGCGAGUUGGCAACUGUGCCGCCAAUGUACGAAUGUGGGAUUGGCCGUCACCUUAUGGAAUUGACCCCGAAACAGCAUGAAUGUACGCGAAAGUGGGCGUGGAUAUCGCAAGUUCUCUACUUUCUCAGUCUCGGACUAGCGAAAGGUAGCAUGGUCGCAUUAUACAUACGAUUGGCUUCCAACAAAACCCAUAUUAUGUUUCUCUACGGGGUCGGAGCGGUUAUACUUAGUCAUGGAAUUGCUGCGACUCUUGUGGCAUCCUUUAUUUGUGAGCCUAUAUCCAUAUUAUGGAAACCUGAAUUCCCCAAAGGAUGCCUCGACAUGAUGAGCUUCAACUACUUCAACGGCGCAUUCCAUGUUACGACGGAUAUCUUACUGGCGCUACUCCCCAUCCCAAUCGUGAAGAAACUGCAAACGAACGAUCGCCGCAAGAUCGGCCUAAUAAUUGCCUUCGGCAUUGGUAUCCUUACUAUUUGCGCAUCGAUCGCAAGACAGGUCACGACAGUGAUCGCCCUAAGAUCAAGAGACUUCCAAUGGAACUGGUCCGCUGCCGAACUCACCACCUGCCUCGAAAUUAACAUGUCUCUCAUCUGUGCCUCGGUCCCGGCAAUGCGAUCACUGUUCAAAGUCUACUUCGGCAGCACCGGUCUCACGAAUAGGCGCGCCUACGAACACGAGCUCGAUGAUCGAUACACAAAAGAAAGCGGCGCGCGACAGGCCUUGAACGAUUUCAGCAAUGUGGGGGAAUCUCAAAGACAAACCAGGACGAAUACCGUUACUAGCAGACCAAGGUCGAUGGACAGCUUUUCGGCAAUCAUGGACGAGGCUAAAGAUGGGGUUAUUCAGACUACGGAGUUUCGGGUUUCGUAUGGGAAUCGGGCGUCUAUGUGUUGA
Molecule: messenger RNA, 1062 nt
Organism: Aspergillus pseudotamarii
Lineage: Eukaryota; Fungi; Ascomycota; Eurotiomycetes; Eurotiales; Aspergillaceae
Exons: 8
Coding region: 1-1062 (353 amino acids)
Source: RefSeq, a predicted model, not a curated record